UAAUAACGCUUAGACUGAUCUAGUUAUCGAAAUAAGUAGUAGAAGGAUUUGAAGCGUUAUCAGGGAUCAUCCAGUCAGGCCGUCAAGUGGUUGUAUUUCAAAUGGUUUAGAUAAACUACAAUAUAAGUAGAUACUUAGAUCCUCGAAGAAAUGGAUCAUUCAAUGCUGAUAUCGGAAUAUCGGAAACACAUACUUAUGCUCGUUCUUUAGUUUUCAUUCAAUAGUUUGUGCUACAGUGUGUAUUGAAGUGUUUGUGUGAAAAUGGAGAAUAAUAAUACGAAGAAAGUUGACAUCAGUCACAUCAGUGGCAAUGCCGUGUCCUAUCACCAUGACGACAACAGUGUAGCGGACGGUUACGGCAUGUUCCAGUCCAGGGAACAGAUCAUCUCGGACUCCAAAGGACAGUUGGAGUUGGAGAAUGGAAAGGCCCUGAAUGGUCAACACAACGAUGGUCAUCAUCAUGUGACGCAUCCCACUUCAUACGCUGACACGAUGUUGCACCUGUUCCGUGGGAACAUUGGUACGGGUCUCCUGGCCAUGGGAGAUGCCUUCAGGAACGGAGGCAUCGUCUUCUCGCCCAUAGUCACCGCACUGCUUGGCAUCAUCUGCGUACAUGCUCAACAUUUACUGCUCAACUGUUCAGAAGAGAUGCAUCGUCAGUCGAAACGUGACCGACCCCCAGGGUUCGCAGACACGGUAUACCUGGUGUUUGCCAAUGGCCCCCUGAAGUACCGAGGACUGGCAGCCUUCAUGAAGGUGCUGGUGAAUGGGUUCCUCUGCAUCACACAGCUCGGCUUCUGCUGUGUCUACAUCGUAUUCAUCGCGAAUAAUGUUAAAAUGAUUUGCGACCAGUACAAUAUACACAUUGACUUAUCAAUCCACAUGAUAUUUGUGGUGGUGCCAGUACUCCUGGCUUGCAUGGUGCGUAACCUCAAGUACCUUACGCCAUUCUCCACCAUCGCCAACAUUAUGAUGGCUACGGGAGUCGCCGUGGUGGUCUACGAAGCCACCCAGGACCUGCCUGCCGUGGAGACCAGGGAAUACAUAGGAACAUGGCAACAACUGCCUCUUUACUUUGGAACUGCCAUUUAUGCCUUUGAGGGAAUCGGAUUGGUUCUGCCCCUCAAGAAUGAAAUGCGCAACCCGGAGAAGUUCCAGAAGCCUUUGGGUGUGUUGAACGUGGGCAUGGUAGUGGUGGGCAGCAUCUUCAUCACCGUGGGGUUCCUCGGCUACCUGAAGUGGGGAGAUGAUGUGCUCGGCAGCUUGACUCUGAACUUGCAGCCAGGCAGAGUACUCAGCAAUGUGGUGCAGGCUUUGAUCGCGCUAUCAAUUCUGUUCACCUACCCCCUGCAGUUCUACGUACCCAUCGCGAUCACUUGGCCCACCAUACAGAAGAAAUACGCUACAACCAAUCCCAUUGCUAAGGAACUGGGUUACAGAGCUCUUCUGGUACUGCUUACUUUUGUCCUAGCAGAAUCGAUUCCUGAGCUCGGUCUCUUCAUCUCGCUGGUGGGAGCUGUGAGCAGCACAGCCUUGGCUCUGAUGUUCCCGCCCCUCAUCGAGCUCGUGUACACAUCCCAGAAGCCCGAAGGGAUCCCCAAACACAUGCUAAUCAAAGACGGAUUCAUCAUCCUUCUAGGAUUGUUCAUAUUCGUCACUGGAACCUACGAGAGCGUGUUCUCCAUCGUCAGGGCGUUCCAGGUCUAGAUCUUACACCUAGUUGUUAAAUAUUUAUAAGAUGAAAUAGUUGUCUAUUGUUGACUCAUCAUAAUACAACCUUUAUAUUUUUAGAUAUCGCGCGUCGAGUUUUGUAGUAUAACUAUUUCGUAUUUUCGUGAACGAUAUUUAAUAUUUAAUGACAUAUUUAUUUAUUUAUUGUUUAAAUGUAUUUUGUGUAGUUUUUUAUUACCAAAUAUUACUAAACUAACCGUCUAACUUUAGAGAACUUCACAGACAUUUAAUGAUUCAUUAACCCAGGCCUUAGCAAUUGUUUUCGGAACAAAUCGUUACUAAGGAAUAGUUUAACUAAUUAGACAGACACUCUAUACAACAAAUUUUGCAUUUAAUGUCUCUGAGUACCUAAUGCAGUUAGACGGAUUAGUUGUAGUGUAUAUACUACCUGUUAUGAACAUGUUACCGCGUGGUUACCGUUGUCAAUUUGAACGAUCGUCAUAUAACUAUGUCUGACGUUUGUCCUAGUAAAUAUGUACAAGUGUUUCUUUUCCUCUAGAGCGAUAGUUGGUAAUGUCUAGUAUUACUGUCUCGAUCACCUAUCUCGUAUCACAACUGUGUUGUCCCUUGACUAUAUUUUGACAAAAUUACGCCUAGUAUCAAAGAUUUUGGGCUAAUGUGAGAAAUUUCGAAUUUAUUGAACUAUUUAGGUACUAAACUUUAAUCUUAAGCUCUAUAACUUUAUUUGCUGUAAUAUAGUAAUAUAUUACCACAUAGAUCAUUUAGUUAUGCACAGUUUUUAAUUGAUUUAUUAAUAUUUAUAUUUGUAUGUCGAUAAAAUCCCUUACCUACCUCUCAAGAAAAGGACGUAUUUUUGUUACAUUCAAUUGAAAAAAAUUGUGCGCUGUACUGUUGGCACCCAUGUAACCUCUUUGCCUCUGUCUAUCAAUCGUAAUAAGAUUUAAAAAUCUGUAUAGUAGUAUUAGUUGAAAUGUAGAUGUUUGAAAACUUAUUACAUUCCAUAGUAGCGUCAUUCCAGAAGAAUGUUUGAGCAUUCCAGUUUAUGAUGAUGCCGAAUUUAAAACAUAUUUUCUUACUACCUUUUGACCUAUAUUGUCAUUAUCAUAAGCUCUCUCUUCUUCUUAAUGAUAAACACCUGGUUAUAGAAAAAGUUGUAUACGAUAUUAGUUAUUAUGUACAAUGUUGUGUCAUAUAAUCAUGACCAAAGUAUUUUAGAGGCCUGUAGGUAAACAACCUACAUUUGUGUACGUACUAUAGCAGCUCGAUUCUCGAUAUAAUUAAACGUUAGGUUAAGUAUAAAGAAGUAAUCAUAAAUUAUUAAUGAAAUAAGUUAUUUUACAAGCAUUUUUUAAUUUGUAUCCUAUUCUUUGUGUUGACGAAGAACCAAUGACCUAAGACGUCAGUUUUUUUUAUACAUCGUCAGUUAUUUGAUAUCCUGGUUAGAAUAAAGAUGUUGAAAAAAGGUGGACGUACUCUCUUGAAACAACGACUGUGGUACCUGACUACUAUAAACUUACACGCAGAAUACACACACAUAGACACGAAGGACA
Spodoptera litura is the source of this 3242-nucleotide messenger RNA. Its product is annotated as proton-coupled amino acid transporter-like protein acs. Gene Ontology annotation, biological process: amino acid transmembrane transport. Gene Ontology annotation, molecular function: L-amino acid transmembrane transporter activity. Gene Ontology annotation, cellular component: vacuolar membrane. NCBI's taxonomy places the organism in Eukaryota, Metazoa, Arthropoda, Insecta, Lepidoptera, Noctuidae. The record is from RefSeq and is a predicted model, not a curated record.